This is a messenger RNA of Ahaetulla prasina, 3659 nucleotides long. RefSeq names its product methyl-CpG binding domain protein 3 (gene MBD3). Lineage: Eukaryota; Metazoa; Chordata; Lepidosauria; Squamata; Colubridae. Bases 1109 to 1828 code for a protein of 239 amino acids. The transcript has 6 exons. Gene Ontology annotation, molecular function: DNA binding. The record is from RefSeq and is a predicted model, not a curated record.
AAUGAAAGCAAUGGGAUGGCCGAAGAGCUUCCCGCGAGGAGCCACCAUGUGUGGUAUAGUGCGCAAAAGCCGGGCAGAUGGGAGUCGUUUGAAUGUGGACUCCCGUGUGAGUUUGGAUGCCGCCUUUUCGGGCAGGAACUCCAGGCGGCUUGCAGAGCCCGCGCUGCUUUUUGGGGGAAGUGGUCGCAGGGAUUUGGGGUUUGCCUAACGUCGGGGGGGCGCGUCCAGGAGACGUUUCGUAGAGAAAGGAUGGCGGUUGGGAAAGUGGCCGGAGUUGAGCGUGCGAGGCAGCGUUCACACGUACGCAGCUGUUUGGCUGCGGGGUUCAGUGGGAGAGAGUGAGGCACAUCGUGAGGAGAAAUGAGAUUGGGAGCGUAGAACCGGGAACUGCUUAUCAGUAAGAAGAAAAAAAAACCCGAGCCCUGUCAGUGCUUUUGGCAGCAGGUGCCUGUAUGAAUGGCCGCUCACGUAUAUGUGGCAAAAAAAAAGAAAUCUCCGAGGGGACUAUAUUUUUGCCAAAGCGGAGGGAUACCGUGUGGGCGCUUUUUCUUUAAUUUGGCGGGAUGGGAAGUGGACUUUUUUUUUCUUUUGGCUUUUCACCAACGGCUGCCUUCGCUCAUUCUACCUCAUUCCUUCGUACGGCGGGAGGAACAUGAGUGAAUGGAACAGCCGCGGAGGGGAGGCGCACGUGCGUGGUAAGGCAAAAGCAAAAGGAAUGAAUGAGGGAGACAGCAGCGGGAGGGGAGGGAGCUCCUGAGAAGAGCUGAUGAUGCAAGCAAAGAAGCUCGGCGGUCGGGUAAAAGGAACAGCGCCCCCAUCCAGCGGGAGAAGUGAAGGGUGGGAGGUGCGAUUGACAGCUACUGAAAGGAACAGCCACUGAACGUUCCAGUCCCAGCAGAGGGAGGCACUCUGGAAGAGCUUGGCCCUGGAAGCCAGAGUGGAGGUUGCAGUCGCCACCAGCUGCAACAGAAGCUAGCCAGCAAGUAGCAGCAAGCAAACCACCGCAGUCCUGGCUGGGAGGGACCUUGGAGCAAGCCGGCAGGCAGGAGCCAGAGGAGGAGGAGGAGGCUGGCUCGAUCCAGAUCCAGACCCAGGCAUCGUGGAAGCAAUGGAUCGGAAGAGGUGGGAGUGCUCAGCUCUCCCGCAGGGAUGGAAAAGGGAAGAAGUGACCAGGAAAUCGGGGCUCUCUGCUGGCAAGAGUGAUGUCUAUUAUUAUAGUCCAAGUGGGAAGAAAUUCCGCAGCAAACCUCAGCUGGCCCGUUACUUGGGUAACUCCAUGGAUCUGAGCACGUUCGAUUUCCGAACAGGGAAGAUGCUAAUGAGCAAGGUGAACAAAAACCGGCAAAGGAUGCGCUAUGACUGUUCAAGCCAAACCAAGCUCUUCUGGGAAAAGAAACUAAGUGGCUUAAAUGCCUUUGACAUUGCAGAGGAGCUGGUGAAAACAAUGGACCUUCCAAAGGGUUUGCAAGGUGUGGGACCUGGAUGUACUGAUGAGACACUCCUUUCAGCCAUUGCCAGUGCCUUGCAUACCAGCACAAUGCCCAUCACUGGACAGCUUUCUGCUGCUGUUGAGAAAAACCCCGGGGUCUGGCUGAACACUUCUCAGCCUCUCUGCAAAGCCUUCAUGGUGACUGAUGAAGACAUCAGGAAGCAAGAAGAGCUGGUUCAGCAAGUGAGGAAGAGACUAGAGGAAGCCUUGAUGGCCGACAUGCUUGCUCAUGUGGAAGAGAUAGCCAGGGAUGGGGAGACACCUGCAGUAAAGGGUAAUGAAGAAGAGGAAGAGGAGGAGGAAGAUGGUGAUCGUGUACAGGAGAUGGAGAAUGUAUAGUCCAGGGUGUUUUUUUUUCAAGACCUAGCCUGCACUUGGUCAACACAGAGGCAAGUGCAUCUUCAGAAUGCUGUGCACUAACUGUAUCUGCGUGUGUGAACGUGUUUGGCUUCAGUUCACAAGAAGCUGAAGGGACCAGUCAGACUGAGUAGUUUGAAGAAGAAUUUGCUGAGCUCAGUUUUUUCUUUUCUCUGCCCCCUCAUUUUUCUCUUAAAAAGUAUCACAGGGCAAUAGAGGAAUCAAAGUUAUUCACGAACUGUGAGCAUAAUCCCUUUGUCUCAUUUCCAGUCUAACAGUUGAAACAGGUUUCCCAAGUCUCUUUUCUAAUAGUGUCUGUACAUGCCCUAAACGAAUUGGCUUAGCCCAGAGAUGCCAGGAAGAAACUCUUUUUAAGUUUUCUCUACAUAUUUGAAGUCCCAAAUAACAAAAUAAUUUUCGUGGCAUAGGUAAACUAUUCCACUUGUAAAAUCUUGCUGUGGGAUCAUUUUCUUCUCUGAUUGUUUAAUUUAUUUGCUUUAAAAAAAACACCUCCCAUCAACAGAACGUGCCUUUCCAUGUGGACUGGGAAACUGAUCGCCCAAAGGUAUACAGAUCCACGUUUUGAUCAAAAAUCCCCUUCUUCUGCAUGAAUAUAAUAUGACAUAGAACUAUAAUUCAUGCAGGGCUUUAUGAGCACAAACCAUUGUGGAAAGAAUAUUAGAUGAGGACAAUAAUUACCCGAUCAGAGAAAGUGUAACCAAACGGUGCUGUGUGAACUUUUUGCAACUAUUUGAAAGAAAGGAUUACUUAGUGCUAUUGAUCUCCUCUUGUUUUAUGAUUGAAUUGGUUGCUUUGGGGUGGGGGAUGCCUUUGUCUCAUAUAAUUAAAUGCUUUUCAGAAGUAGUAAUAUUAGAUUGCUAACAUAGUUGAGGGGAAGCAAAUAAAACAGGCCAGUUGUGAAUGACACAGAAUUUGCCUUAAUUAAUUCCACCUCAGCUGGGAUUGGGUUACUAGAAACAUAAAUAGGAUCUUUGCUCUUGCUCGCUUCCUAAUGCAUACAUUCUCUAAAUAAACUGUCAUCAACAGGAUACUAAAUUUUCAGUGCUGGAUUUUAAAUUUCAGGAUUAGAUGACAGUACAUCUCUUUUUUUUAAAAAAAAAAAGAAAAGCCAGGGCUGAUGGAAACCCUCUUCAUGAAUCCUGGUUAGAUUUUAUGUAUUUUGGAAAUGUGGGGUGUAUCUUCCUUUUUUAAUUCCCAAAGUUAGAAAUGUGAUCUUGGGCCUAAUAGAGCUCUCUUCAUUUUGGAAAUUACAAAAGAAAUUCAGGAUUUUGGUCCAGUAGUCUCUAUUUAACUGUUUUCAUAUUGGUUGAAAUCCAUCAUGUAUAUUUCUCUUCUGCUCUUGCAUGCACAUAAGAGUUAGUCUCUGCUUGGUUUCUUUUCUUUGCUUAUUUGGAGCAAACCUCUCGGCAUAUAAUUCCUAGGAAAUGUCAUAAAUUAUUGCUUUAAGCUUUUUAUGCUGCAAUAUCAUGUUGCGUGCUUAAGUCGUGCUAGGAUGAAGCUGCAACUAGUGCGCAAUUGUAUAAAAGCCCUGUUAAAAAGGAAAUGCAGUCUGGCUGUCUUCACAGUAUCCUCAAGCCAGAUUGAUGCAUUUAUUUCCUUUUUAACCAAUGAUUUGAUAGUGUGGUGUUCCAUUAACAAGAAUUUAGAAAAUUCUUCAAUCCUUUGUCUUUCAAAUACACACUCAUCACCACUGUCGCCACCUUACCACUGAUAUGUACCUUAAUUGUAACAGUAUCUUAAUGUACAGUCUUGUUGGGGAAUAUUAGUUUUGUAAUAAAAUGUUUUUCAUACA